Messenger RNA from Poecile atricapillus (Black-capped chickadee), 3529 nucleotides. It is a transcript of the gene ZBTB6, whose product is annotated as zinc finger and BTB domain containing 6. NCBI's taxonomy places the organism in Eukaryota, Metazoa, Chordata, Aves, Passeriformes, Paridae. The record is from RefSeq and is a predicted model, not a curated record. The transcript has a single exon. Gene Ontology annotation, molecular function: RNA polymerase II cis-regulatory region sequence-specific DNA binding; protein binding; DNA-binding transcription factor activity, RNA polymerase II-specific. The coding region runs from base 192 to 1475 and encodes 427 amino acids. Gene Ontology annotation, biological process: regulation of transcription by RNA polymerase II.
GGGAAGCGGUUCCGGGGCGCUGCGGCAGCGGCGGCGGAGCGGCACCGGCUGCGGGAGCGGCCGGGGAGCGGGGCGGAGCGGGAUCGCGGUUUGCGGCGGGCGGCCCGGGAGCCCCGGGACAGCGGGUCCUGCCGGCGGCGGGGGUGGGCUGCGCCCGGCGAGACGCUCCGGCGGUGCCCGCGGGUCCCGCCAUGGCGGCGGACUCGGAGGUGCUGCACUUCCAGUUCGAGCAGCAGGGCGAUGCCGUGCUGCAAAAAAUGAACCUCCUGCGGCAGCAGAACCUCUUCUGCGACGUGUCCAUCUACAUCAACGACACCGAGUUCCAGGGACACAAGGUGAUCUUCGCCGCCUGCUCCACCUUCAUGCGGGAUCAGUUCCUGCUCAACCAGUCCAGGCAGGUGCGGAUCACCAUCCUGCAGAGCGCCGAGGUGGGCAGGAAGCUGCUGCUGUCCUGCUACACGGGCGCGCUGGAAGUCAAGAAGAAGGAGCUGCUGAAGUACCUGACGGCCGCGAGUUACCUGCAGAUGGUUCACAUCGUGGAGAAGUGCACCGAGGCUUUGUCCAAGUACUUGGAGAUCGACGCUUCCAUGGAGAGCGGUACCCAGGCUGCUGAGGGGUGCCACUCCUCGGAUGCUGAACUAAGGAGCGGGGAUGAGGUUUUAGAAAAAGAUUGUGAAAUAAUCGAGAUCUCUGAAGACAGCCCAGAGAACGAAGAAUACCCCGUGAAACAGGAGGAUGGGGAUGGCCCACACCCUGCAGCAGAGAGCUUGAUGUCAGAAAGGAAUGAUACAAAAUCUCCAGAAAUAUCAACAGUGGAAAUUGGAUAUAAGGAUGAUGAAAUCUGUAUCUUCAGAAUGGAUUCCAUGAGUGUGGCAAAUGUAGAAAAUGAUCAUUUUCCUCAGCCUUGCACUUCCUCUAAAACAAAUUUAUAUUUCCCAGAAACUCAGCACUCCUUGAUAAACUCUACAGUUGAAAGCAGGAAUACAGAAAUGUCAGGAAAUCACUUUCAGGCUUUUGUCGGUGACAAUCCAGAAGGAACUUCUAGUGGGGUGAAUGGGUUCCAGAGCAUGGAGGAUUCUGGCAGCUCAUGGCGACACCAGUGUCCAAAGUGUCCGAGGGGCUUUCUGCACCUCGAGAACUAUCUCAGACAUCUGAAAAUGCACAAACUCUUCCUGUGUUUGCAAUGUGGCAAAACAUUUACACAAAAAAAGAAUCUCAACAGGCACAUCCGGGGGCACAUGGGGAUCCGGCCCUUCCAGUGCAUGGUGUGCUUGAAGACCUUCACAGCCAAGAGCACGCUCCAGGAUCACCUCAACAUCCACAGCGGGGACAGGCCCUACAAGUGCCACUGCUGCGACAUGGACUUUAAACACAAGUCUGCUCUUAAAAAGCAUUUGACUUCUGUUCAUGGGAGGAGCAGCAGCGAAAAGCCAAACCUGAACACCAUUACGAAAGUUAAAAUAGACUAUGAUUGAUAGCUGGGGAAUUGUGGAGUCAGACUCCACAAAAAGCUCCUGGCUAGUGAAAUUCUAGAUGCAAUUCCAGUUCCAGAUCCCCAUCUAAGGGAGAGAAGCACAAACAGGUGGCUGGUGAUCCAAGACCAAGGCCUUGGAGCAGGAAACCUGCCUGCUCUGUUAAGGUUGCUAUUGCUGUCAGUGAAAAAAGCUGUUUCCUAGCUGAAAGUAAACUGCAAAAUACGGGAAUUUAUUUCAUGCUUAUCUUCUAUUAUACUGAGCAUAUCCUGGUCCCCCAAUGAUGUUUUAUAUUCCUUGUUUCAAGGGCAGGCACUGCUGACUUUCAGACUAUUACUGAUAACUGCAAUAAGCUGAAGCCUGAGCCAUGGUGUUGGUGACAACGGCUGAGGGAAGGGAGUGUUUGUAUUUAUUCAGCAAGUCAGUUGUUCCCAUCCAGUUCCUGGAUCAUUCAUGGUGAAAUCAUCUCCUUCCUUGCCCAAAAUUUGCUAGAUCUUCCAACAGAAAGAAGGUGUGUUUUCAUACUCAAGUCUGUGACAUAUAAGGACACACAACAAACAAAAACUAAUCAAGGAACCUUUCAAGUUGUCUCUUGCAAAUAGAGAAUUCAUAAAAGAGAAAGAAACAAACAGUAUUGCCUUGCAGUUUAUUUGUAACUGGAUAGUCCUAUGAAAAGGACUUGCUUUUAGUUUUAUCAAGUUCUGAAUUUUUAUAAACUUCUUUCUUCUAAUGGUGGGGUUUUUUUCUGUCAUACCAAUGUUUUGCACCUGUAUUUGGUAAGUUUAGUCCUGUUUGUUGCAUCAUAACAUUUGCCUUCAUUUUUUUACUGAUCUUAGCUAUAUGUACUUGUGUGAAAUUCAGCUGUGUGCUGUUGGGUAAUCACAGUUUCAAUGCUAAUUUUGAAAAGCAGGCAUUUCUGUCUGACUAGCAAUGGCUUAGACAUAGAGGUCUCAUACCCUGAUUCUGUGACUCAGUAACACAGUAAUGAUGUGUGUUUGCAGGACUGUGUUUGUGCUUUGUCAAAGGUCAUUUUAGUUUCAUCAUGAGCAUCGAGCACCCUGUGAUGCAGUCUAUCUUUGGCUGGUACAUGUUUCUUCCACUUAACAUGAUAUGAAUAAAGAAUGAUUUCAGUUGUUUAUAUGAGAUAAUGGUACUUACAACUAGCAAAAAGCAGUAGUUCUUACUCCUGUCUGUAUCACUCUUUCCUUCAAGUUUCAAAAGUGCUGUUCCAAGUUCUUGCUCUGAGUCCAGAAGUCUGGCCCAAAUGCUUCAGAAUCUGGCUGGCUCUAAAAUCUAAGACAAUAGUUUUUAUGUCAGUUUGCUUUCCUUCCCUGUGUCUAUAAGUGCACCAGCCCAUUUGGGGUUUUAUUGAUCAGCUACGUGAGGGGUUGGCUGUGUACAAUGUCUACCAUGCGCUUUCCUGUUACUACUUGUUACAGGCACGGUCAGGUGUAUGUGUGGGUAUUUCCCUCAUGAGCACUUCCCUGUGUGCCAGAGGGGAAACAGACUGAUCUGUUGAUCUGUAUCUUCUGUGGGAGCAGAUUCCGAGUUAUUUUGGUCGUGCAUGUAAACAUGAGAGGGAGUUGUGUUGUGUGACAGGCCACCAGCAUGUUCUGUCCAGUGGCUGCAAUGUCUCAGUAAGCUUUGUGAACAAACCCUGGUCUUGUGCACAUGUUCACAUUAGAGGUUUUUCCUUUCCCCUGUCCAUACAUGUAACCAUGUCCUGUCAUAACAAAAUAAAUGAAAUGCAAACAAGGCGUUGCGUCAGAAAUACAUCUACUUUUUUCUGAUCACAGUUAAAAAUUCUGUGCAUACCUUAACAGUUAGUAUUUUGGCUUGCUGUGUUGAGUAAACAAGAUGUUGUAAACAAAACACGGUGUUUCAGUGGCGGUCAUUUAGUAACGCGUUUUUCUGUCCUUCAGAGGGGUCUGUCUGACCCUCUUGUGCCAUGAAUUCUUCCCCCUCAGGAGUCUCUGCACCGCCGUGACCUUGGCUAAGGCUGUGUUAUCACUGCGUGACCCGAGAAGCGCUUGUAGCUCCCGGCUGUUGCUCCGGGG